AUGGACGCCUUUCUGGCGCGUGCGUUGCUCAGCCUAACAGUUCUAUCGCCCGCGCUGGCCGGCAAUGCCUCGGCCUGCGAGGACGUCAACAACUGGCUGGGCACCCGUCCCAUGGCCUACUCAUGCAGUGGCGCUGGAUGCCCAGCCGGGGACUCGGCAGACGGCCAUGUCAAGAUCGAAGAUGGCGACACCGAUUGCAACAUCCUCGUGAAGAGCGGCCCAGCUACUGCCUCCGACGCCACCAUUGAGGCAUCAGCCCAGGCGCUCUGCACGGCCAACGGCGGUGGGAACGUGACGCCGGCAUACGAUUGCGACAUGCGGGGGGGCGUCUACCCAGCGGCAAGCUCGCCAGCUGAGUGCGGCGAUGCCUAUACGAAGGCGGCGUCGGACAGCCUCGCACAAAUGUGCUGCUCCAAUGAGAAAUCCGUGUGCCAUGGCGAGGGAGGUGGAGGUGGAGCGGGGUGCGCGACAGUCGCAGAUACGACCAACAUCUUGUCGAUGUACUCAGAUGACAGCUGCUCAACAGCUAUUGAUGGGGUGGAUCCUUAUCCUGUGACGACUGGCUGCUUCUUGCUUCCCGGGGACACUGCUUUUGCCAUGAAGUUGGAGUGCGAUGGGCAGAAUGUGUUGCUGGCAGGCCACUUUGGAAAGUGCCAUUGCGACGACGACCCGAACGUUAUGUACACCAUUGGGGGGAGCGCCGACACGUGCAUGAGCUUGAGCAUGUCCGGAUUGACGGGCGACAUGUCCGUGUUCAUGACCUUCACGACCAACCCGUGUGCUGGCGGAACUUCGUCAGGGGCUUUUGGCCAAGCCCCUCUAUCCUUGGUGGCCCUUGCGGUCACCGCAGGUGUGUCUAUGCUCGUCGCCGCCAUGCUGAACUGA
Molecule: messenger RNA, 885 nt
Organism: Symbiodinium necroappetens
Lineage: Eukaryota; Dinophyceae; Suessiales; Symbiodiniaceae
Source: the annotation of a GenBank genome assembly